CAGCAAACACAAUCUGGUGUGACGCCGGAUCUCCGCGGACCCUGGGACAUCAUCUGGCAACCACGAUUUGUCAGCGAACACGCCGCAUCCGGACUUGAGACCAGGUAGACUCUAACCAGGUGCUACAGCGGCUCCCCACCGUGGUCUGAGCGCCAGCGGAAGCCAUGGCCGACACUGCCCACCUCCUGUUUCCCGUCAGCGUGGAGAGCUCGGAAAGCGCCGAGUUCGACUGCGUGGUGAUCGUCGGCACGGGCUUGGACGCCACGAACCUGCAGGGUGGCAUCCUCGACAAGUACCGCGAGCCCCUCGUCGCCUACAAGCAGGUAGACAAAAAUGCUGAAGACGAGGUGUUUGUUCUGAAUCUGCCGGAGAAGUUUAGCAUCAGACGCCUCGUCUAUUCGCCGACCGGACCGCUGAACCGAGACUUCGACGAUGUGCGUGCCUUCGCUGACGCUGCCUGCAAAGGUGUGAAAAGGGCCACGGCUGCGGGCAGCACCAAGCCUCUCGUGGUUCUUCCAGCCAAGUCCGGAAACUUCAACAGCUAUGACGUGGUCACGGUCCUCGGCACCCUGCACGGACUCUACGUGCCCUUGGAGAUCCGGGAGGAUGUUCCAAGCCGAAAACAAAAAGUUACUCGGCUAGGCUUCGCCAACUUCCCAGCGACGGUGCCGAACGGCGACAAGGCCUUCGCGCUUGCUUUGGCCAUCGAGCGAGCCAGGAUCGUGUGCCGGGACAUCGGCGGCAGCGACCCCGAGCGCAUGGCGGCGCCCCGUGUGGCCGAGUACGUGCAGCAAGUGUUCAAGAAUUCGCCGGUCAACGUGGAGGUGCUUGCUGACGACGGCCGCAUUCUGAAAGAGUACCCGCUGCUUGCCGCCGUCAACAGAGCAACAAAAGCCGUUUCAAGGCAUCAUUGCAGGAUGAUACACCUUACUUACACUCCCGAGGGGCCGAUCAAGAAAACCCUGUUCAUCGUGGGAAAGGGCGUGACGUACGACACCGGUGGCGCCGAUGUCAAAGCCGGUGGCCACAUGGCCGGCAUGCAUCGCGACAAGUGCGGCGCCGCAGCCGUGGCCGGCUUCUUCAAGGUGCUGAGCGAGCUUCGUCCCAAGGGCGUGAAAGUGUACGGUGCUAUGGCAAUGGUCCGAAACAGCAUCGGCUCAGAGUGUUACGUGUCUGACGAGAUCAUCACAUCACGCGCGGGGGUGCGCGUCAGGAUUGGAAACACCGACGCCGAAGGACGUAUGGCCAUGGCGGACGCUCUUUGCGAGUUCAAGGAAAAGGCACUGAAUGAAGUGAAUCCACGCAUAUUCACCAUCGCUACCCUGACGGGACACGCAUGCAUCGCCGUUGGAGACGGCUAUUCGAUCAUCAUGGAUAACGGCCCAGCCCGUUCGAACGCCGUGAGCACCACCGUGCAAGCUGCGGGUGACGAGAUCGGAGACAUGUUCGAGGUGUCCACGGUUCGUCGAGAGGACUUCAACUUCGUGCGUGGUCCGUCAGAGUACGAAGAUCUGAUUCAGUGUAACAACGAGCCGUCGUCGCGCACUCCGAGGGGUCACCAAAUGCCGGCCGCUUUCCUCAUCAAGGCAUCGGGUCUGGACAAGCACGGCCUGGAUUCCGAGCGACCGCUCUGCUACUCUCACAUCGACAUCGCCGCCAGCUCGGGACCGUUCCCAGGCGUGCCGACGGGCGCUCCCAUCGCGGCUCUCACUCAGGCUUAUCUUUUGGACUGAAUCUGCGGGACCUCCCUCGUCAUAGGCAACCGUGGGGAUGUAUUACAGGCCAGAUUAGUAUACACACAUGCCAGCCGGAGCAGGAAAUGAGAUUAUGUCUGUUUUAUGAUUCUCUCAGUGGCCAGUGAUUUUUAUAAAAAUGAUUUACAAGCGUGCAGAUAUACCCAUCGAAUGAAUUUACUCGAGGUUAUUUUAUCGGUUGGAGCUGCUUUUAAGCUUUAUUUGUGCCUGUACUGAUGAAAUAAAAUAAAUAUUGGAACAGCA
This is a messenger RNA of Rhipicephalus sanguineus (brown dog tick), 1997 nucleotides long. It is a transcript of the gene Dip-B, whose product is annotated as putative aminopeptidase W07G4.4. Bases 165 to 1733 code for a protein of 522 amino acids. Lineage: Eukaryota; Metazoa; Arthropoda; Arachnida; Ixodida; Ixodidae. Gene Ontology annotation, biological process: proteolysis. The record is from RefSeq and is a predicted model, not a curated record. Gene Ontology annotation, cellular component: cytoplasm. The transcript is spliced from 16 exons. Gene Ontology annotation, molecular function: manganese ion binding; metalloaminopeptidase activity.